Messenger RNA from Colletotrichum phormii, 942 nucleotides. RefSeq lists its product as uncharacterized. Bases 1 to 942 code for a protein of 313 amino acids. The transcript is spliced from 3 exons. The record is from RefSeq and is a predicted model, not a curated record. Lineage: Eukaryota; Fungi; Ascomycota; Sordariomycetes; Glomerellales; Glomerellaceae.
AUGUCCUCUCCGCCCUUUCGCCUCCUCCCACCCAUCUUUUCAAUCUUUGACUCAGGCCUCGCCGAAACCGCAAACCUCCCCCUCUUCUACCUCUCUCACGACGCCGAACCCUCCGAGAUAGACAAUGCAAUCGGCAUCAACAUCCACGCCGGCCCCUUCUCCACCGCGCCCAUCAUCGCGCGCCUCACCCACCGCCUCAUCCUCCUCCACGAAGACCGCGGCCUACAGGGGAAUGCCCAAGGCUUCCGCUCACUGCUAAGCCGCAUCAUCCGCGGGAAGAGGUAUCAAGGCCUAUGGCGCUUCACAAUGCGUCUUCGCGACCCUUGUUGGAGGGAAUUGACGACCGAUAUCGACUUCGAAUGGCGGCAUAGUCGAGGGUUGUCGAUUCGGACACUUCGCCUUUCAGACGGGUGGCUACUUUGGCGGAAACGCACGCCCGACGAAACCCGCAUCCUGAAAGCUCCACGACAGACGCAUAUCGGACAGAAGUACAUCGGAAGGGGAGGCCACGCCAAAUUAGACGAGGAGUUGGUCGCCAUGAUAUCAAUCGACCCCUCGCGACCGUACCUCGGUACAGGAUUCCGAUUCCUCAACUCCGCCGCCGUUCCCCCUGAUGUAGAAGAUACACCCUUCUUGAACGACGACUUUGCGUUGGUGGCGAUCAUGUCCGGCAUUGGCAUCGUCAUGGGCGAAACCGAAACCUUAGGCGGCGUCUUGACGUCAGAGGAAAUACAGGCUUCACAGAGGCCUCACCUCAAGCGUGCCGCGUUGGUGGAGAAGCACGCCCGUGAGGCAAAGGAGUGGCUCGCUACGCUGAAUCUGAUGGAUGACAAUGACCACGACGAUGAGCCGUCCCAUUUACGAAGAACGCAGACAGCGCAGUCUGUCGGCGCCCGAAACCUCUUCGCAACGGAGGUCUCCACAGAAGAGCCUGCAUCCUGA